GAUCUGAAAAUGGCUCCGGCGACUUGCACAAGACGACUGUUUUCACGAUUCGCUGGGAUCUUUGUUCAGAUUCCGCAUCUCGAGGUUUUGGUCUUCGUCUUCGUUCCCGGCGAAUCGACUCUCUCCGGCUUCAGUGAUGGUUUUCGGGGAGUGGUAGUGGUUUGGAUAGCUAUCGUGCUCCAUUCCGCGAUUCUGCUAAGAACUGGAGCGAAUCAGAGCUUCAUCAUGCAAAGCUGAGAUCGCUCUACAAGGUUUCGUUCAGUCUCCAUGCACUUUGAGUGAUUAAAAUCCGAGAAUUCGCAGAUUCUGCACCUUCAUCCUUCAUUGAGCGACGACUUGUCAGAUCCCUCGUUCAAUUUGCUAAUUCAAGGUUACUAGUCGUACAUCCUUGUCAUAUUAUCAUUUGUCCUUAAUGGCCUCAGAACUCAUGGAAAUCGGUGAUAUAGGUGAAAACAAUGCAUUUGAGUGACAUUCUGGAUCAUGGGCAUGAUCAAGGAAUGGAAUCCUUGAUCGUACCCACCGAAAGAUUCCGAAUGUCCGAUUUUUUUCGGGUCGAAAAACUGACUCGAAUUCCGCUAUUUUUCGGGUUGGAUCGGGUCGGAUUUCGGGGUCGGAACUAAUUUUACACUCUAUGUAAAGGUAAUAGAUAGUAAGUGAUCACGGGGUAGGACUCAGAAUGGAAAUCAUGGAGGAGGAUAGCCAUAUGAAGAAACUGACUCUUUAAAGCUCAGUACCAAAUCCUACCGUUAUUGACCCAAGAAGAUUGCACCAAAUCUAUAUAUAUUACAGCUCAAUACCAAAUCCUGAAGUUUAAAGCUAAAUCAAGUUUCACAAUGCAUGUCCAAUUCCUGUUGACGAGUCUCCCCAUGCACAAUGACUAAAACACCCCUCUUUCCCACCCGUGCUCUUUCCAAUCUCGUGUCCGUUUUCGUCAAUUCAAACAGCUUGAAAACGCUUUCGGCUUUCUAACAUUUGUCCUUCGCCGUGCCUCUGUUUCGUUGCAGUCUCUGUUGUUUGAACGGAAGGAAUACUCCAUACGAUGGAGCGAGUUUCGACCCGACCCGGGUCCGAGGAUCCGAUCGAUGUCUGCUGCCGACUUCUCGGCCUCCGUGAGUUUACCCUCUGUCGGAUUUGGGCUCAAAAGGCUCGAGAAUCGGACCCUAACUCUCCGGGCCUUGCCCAAAUCCUAGCAAUCGCCGACGUUCUUCUCGCCGCCGAGAGUCGGAUAGCCGACGGUUGCCUGGAUUUUUACUCCAUCCUUCAGGUGAACCGAACCGAUUGCGAGAACAGACCCGUGAUCCUCAACCAGUUCAAGAAACUCGUGAUGCUACUAAGCCCUAGCAGGAACAGCUUCCCUUUUAGUCGGGAAGCGUUGAACUUUAUUUGUCAAGCGUGGUCGGUGCUGUCUAAGCCUGAGAAGAAGGAACUAUACGAUAUUGAGAUUGCAAAAGCAGGAUUGAAGGGGAAUACUGCCGGAGAUUGCGGAAAACAGAAAACCCAUGUGGCAAACGCCGCCGGCCGCGGCGGAGGAAGACCGGAAAAGGAAAAGGAUGAGACUUUUUGGACAAUGUGUCCGUACUGUUUCUUCCUGUAUGAGUAUGCAAAGAUAUAUAAGGAACUCACUCUCAGGUGCCAGAGUUGCCGGAGAGCGUUUCACGGGAUGGAGCUGGGUCCAUUGCCGGCGAGUUUAACGGCGGAUGGAGUAGAGAGUUACACCUGCCAAAUGGGAGCUUUCCCAAUUAGGUACCCUUCCCACGGUUUCUUCGGUGCGAGUGCCGGUGGAACAAACAGUGUGGUGGAUGUUUCUGAUGAGAGUGAGAGUGAUCAUAAUCAUGGUGAUGGUGAUGGUGAUGAUGAUAAUGAUAAUGAUGAUUGUGAAAACGGUGAUGGGAAGGAAGAUACCGAGAAUGGCGAGAAUAUAUUGAGAUCGGAGGCGGCAAAGCAAGAAGCUUUGAGCAAAGGGGGUAUUGUGGCUGGGAGAUUGAAUGGAAAGAGGGUGAAAAUGACAGCGUGGAAUACUAGGAAGGGUAUGGAGAUGAGAAUGAGAAUGCAGAUGAAGAAGAGGAAGAGAGCUGAAGAAAAAAGUUUAGAGAGUGAUGAUGAUAAUGAUGAUUGUGAAAACGGUGCUGGGAAGGAAGAUACCGAGAAUGACGAGAAUAUAUUGAGAUCGGAGGCAGCAAAGCAAGAAGCUUUAAGCAAAGAGGGUAUUAUGGAGGGGAAAUUGAAUGGGAAGAGGGUGAAAAUGACAGCGUGGAAUACAAGGAAGGGUAUGGAGAUGAGAAUGAGAAUGCAGAUGAAGAAGAGGAAGAGAGCUGAAGAAAAAAGUUUAGAGAGUGAUGAUGAUAAUGAUGAUUGUGAAAACGGUGCUGGGAAGGAAGAUACCGAGAAUGGCGAGAAUAUAUUGAGAUCGGAGGCGGCAAAGCAAGAAGCUUUGAGCAAAGAGGGUAUUGUGGCGGGGAGAUUGAAUGGAAAGAGGGUGAAAAUGACAGCGUGGAAUACUAGGAAGGGUAUGGAGAUGAGAAUGAGAAUGCAGAUGAAGAAGAGGAAGAGAGCUGAAGAAAAAAGGUUAGAGAGUGAUGAUGGCGAUGGUGUUGAUCCAGAGAUCACUGAGUUAGAUUGACAUCUAACAUCAAUGCACAGAAUGUUCAUAAUUGAUGAACAUUUGAAUUGCUAGGAAUCUGCUAGGCCGUUGCUUUUUAGCCAUUGAUCUUUCUGUGAAUCUAUGCUUUACUCGUACUAGCUACAUUUAAACCACGCUUUAGUGCUAGUGUUUAUUUUUGCU
Messenger RNA from Tarenaya hassleriana, 2782 nucleotides. RefSeq lists its product as uncharacterized. Lineage: Eukaryota; Viridiplantae; Streptophyta; Magnoliopsida; Brassicales; Cleomaceae. The record is from RefSeq and is a predicted model, not a curated record. The transcript has 2 exons. The coding region runs from base 1040 to 2620 and encodes 526 amino acids.